AGUUGCUUAGCAAACUCGCCCCCAGCAAGACGUACGCGCGCGUGCCGCUUGCACAAUACGUGAGUUUUUCGUAAAAAAAAAAAAAAAAACGCUAACUGUGAAUUCUCAAAAGUGAAACAACAAACACUGAAGUUGGCAAAUUUCGAAGAGAAAAAUAAAAGUAAAAUAAUUAAACUGACGUGCAAAUAAUAGUGUCCAUCCGCUUAUCGAUUCGAUCGCACGAUCGAUGUUCGCGUAGUGGCCGCCAGCAUAUGAUGAGCCUGACUGUUGUCUCGCUGCCGCAACGUUACAAACGCCUCCUGCAAGCGAUGACACUCGCCGUUGCCGUCGUCUAUAUGACACUUUUGCUCUAUCAGAGCGCCUACGGAUAUCCGGGCCUGCAACUGCAGCCGCAGUCGCAGCUGGAUGGCAAUGAACCUGCCGCAACGACGACCACACAACAGCAGCAGCAGCUGCUCCACUCGCUGCCACCCACACAGUCUGUGGCUGCUGCCGCCUCCUCUUUGCCGCCUGCUUCCUCGCCCGUUGCUGCUGCUGUGGCCACGCCCAUAACGCCUUCGCUGAUCAUACGCAAGGACAUACAUAGCUUCAAUUUCAGUGAUAUUGAGGUCAGCGAAAGACCCGACGCCACGCUGCUAACAGACCUAGCCCGACGCAGCCGGAACGGUGAACUGCUCCACGAUCUGUCGCAGCGCGCGGUGACAGCGACGCCGCAGCCGCCGACAACGGAGCUGGAUGACAUUUUCAUCAGUGUGAAGACGACGAAGAACUAUCACGAUACGCGACUGGCGCUGAUCAUCAAGACGUGGUUCCAAUUGGCGCGCGAUCAGACCUGGUUCUUUACAGACACGGACGAUCAUUAUUAUCAGGAGAAGACAAAGGGCCAUCUUAUAAAUACGAAAUGUUCGCAGGGCCAUUUUCGCAAGGCUCUGUGCUGCAAAAUGUCCGCGGAGCUGGAUAUCUUCCUCGAGAGCGGCAAAAAAUGGUUCUGUCACUUCGACGAUGACAACUAUGUCAAUGUGCCCCGUUUGGUGAAGCUGCUGGAUGAAUAUAGUCCCAGUGUCGACUGGUAUCUGGGCAAGCCGAGCAUAUCCUCGCCGCUGGAGAUACACUUGGAUAACAAGAACGCGACGACCAACAAGAAGAUCACCUUUUGGUUUGCCACUGGCGGCGCUGGCUUCUGCCUGAGCCGCGCCCUGACGCUCAAAAUGCUGCCCAUAGCAGGUGGCGGCAAAUUCAUUAGCAUCGGCGACAAGAUACGCUUUCCGGAUGAUGUCACAAUGGGCUUCAUCAUAGAGCAUCUGCUGAAGGUGCCGCUGACCGUUGUCGAUAAUUUCCAUUCGCAUUUGGAGCCCAUGGAGCUAAUACGCUCGGAUACGUUCCAGGAUCAGGUAUCCUUUAGCUAUGCGCACAUGAAGAAUCAAUGGAAUGUGAUCAAGGUGGAUGGCUUCGAUCUGAAGGCCGAUCCCAAGCGUUUCUAUUCGCUGCACUGUCAACUCUUUCCCUACUUUAGCUUCUGCCCGCCCAGAUAGAAAUCAACGUAGGAUCUCCAAUUUAUAUAUAUAUAUAUCUAGAUAUAUCGGGGGUCUCUUCAGGCUCCCGUUGGCUGUUGCAGGCGUUGCGGUUCUGAACCCAAUUUUGGCAAACGUAUGAGAAGAAAAAAAACCGGAAAAAGAAAAACAAAUCUCACCACUGUGAUUUAAUAUUUAAGUAUGCGAAUAUGAUAAACGAUAAACGAUAACACAUAAUCGAUAACAGCUGAUGUGAACAAAUGGUUCUAUUGUAAAUAUAUAUAUAUAUAUACAUAUUAUAUAGAAUUCAACUCGAAAGUUGUGCUUCCUAGACAUUCAUAAGAUGAUCAAGAACUUGCCUUCCAGAAGAAAAAAAAAAACACAGAAACAAAAAAUAAAAAUCAUCCAAGUUUUUAACUAUUAUCGCUUAAGUUAUGCAAUUGUUGCAACAAUUCAACACUUUCCAAGUGCUUCCUUUUGUAGCGUUAUAUGCACUCUUCCAUUGAAGCUAAUUAGCUUAGUUAAAUUAAUGGUCUAGUCUAUGUUUAAGUUGAUCUAGCGUUUAGUUCGCAGUUACGGCACGGACCAGCGUCAUCAUCCAGUUGUCUGUACUAGUGUUUAUUUGCAUGUUAACUGGAACUGCGCAGUCCGAUUUGUCGCAAUCUGUCUGUGUGUGUAUAUAACAAUCAAAUAUAAUGUAACUUAUAGUUUGUAGUCUAAGAAAUGUUUAAACAAUUUUGUUAAUUUUUAGUUUGCUUGAAUAAAAUCUGAUCAAAUAACAUAAAA
Drosophila virilis is the source of this 2297-nucleotide messenger RNA. It is a transcript of the gene fng, whose product is annotated as Fringe glycosyltransferase. Gene Ontology annotation, biological process: pattern specification process; regulation of Notch signaling pathway. Gene Ontology annotation, cellular component: Golgi membrane. Gene Ontology annotation, molecular function: O-fucosylpeptide 3-beta-N-acetylglucosaminyltransferase activity. NCBI's taxonomy places the organism in Eukaryota, Metazoa, Arthropoda, Insecta, Diptera, Drosophilidae. The record is from RefSeq and is a predicted model, not a curated record.